Peronospora farinosa is the source of this 894-nucleotide messenger RNA. The record is from the annotation of a GenBank genome assembly. Lineage: Eukaryota; Oomycota; Peronosporomycetes; Peronosporales; Peronosporaceae.
AUGGCGGGUUUGGAGCGGCGUGGAAUGACGGCAUUCGAUAUGGAAGAGGAGAAGGAUGAGGGUCAUUUUGAUGCGAAUGGAAAUUUUGUGUGGGACGACGAGGCAAAAAAGCAAGAAGAGGCUUGGCUAGAGGAUGUGUCAGAGCAGCAGAUGGGCGCAGCCAAGCACGCUAAAAGCCGGCGUGAAUUCCGGGACGAACAGACGGAGGAGACGCUUACGACGGAGACGGCAAACAAGACGCUAGCGACGCUUGUAAGGCCACGUGAGACGGUGUUACAGGCGCUCAAGCGGCUUGGGUCCAAGAAGACGCGUGUUCGACCUGGAAACAAGCGCAAGCAGACACAUAGUAAAGAAGCUGAGACGACGGCGCAGACAGAGGAGGAGAAGAAGCAGUUUGAGCAGAUCACAGAAGCCGCAGACUUUCUUAUGAGGUUGGGAGAGGUGGAAGUUUAUGGCCAGACAAAGGAAGAGUUUAUCCCGGAGGAGGAGCUGUUGGCACAGCGGAGACGAGUGCAGUUUGCUGGACAGAGUGAAGGGAAGAGCGAGGAGAAGCCUCUAAAAAAAGAAAUCAUGUGGGAGUACAAAGCUACUGACGGAAAGAUUCAUGGACCUUUUCCGACAUCAAGCUUCGUGGCGUGGCAGCAGCAGGGCUAUUUUACAGGAGAGACUACCGUGGACAUGCGGCAAGUGCUGAGAAUUAGUGAUGAUGCUGCUGUAGAGCCUGCACACAAGAAGCAAAAGCAGAAAAAUGAGAAGGUUUCUGCCGAUCAAGAGAUGCUCGACGAUUUCGAGGACAGCGAUAAUGAAGACGACGCUAAGCUUGCUGAUGACAAGGAAAAAGCAGACGAGAACCUAUGGAAGCGAUCCGACGCGAUUGAUUUUUCCUCAUAUUGA